This is a messenger RNA of Colletotrichum lupini, 1827 nucleotides long. RefSeq lists its product as uncharacterized. The transcript has 18 exons. Lineage: Eukaryota; Fungi; Ascomycota; Sordariomycetes; Glomerellales; Glomerellaceae. Bases 1 to 1827 code for a protein of 608 amino acids. The record is from RefSeq and is a predicted model, not a curated record.
AUGGUUGCGGCUGAUGGUUCUUUCGAAAUCCCAGAUAUCAGGCGCUGGGACCAGUCUUUAUACAAAUCGAUCUGCGUUCUACAUCUCCGCCAUCUUCCAUUAUCAACGCGUUCAUCUCUACGUGAUGUGGACAGUCGAUGGAGACUUCGCUCUCGUCCGAUCCCCCUACAUGGCGGAGCCCUCGUCACCUCCCGUCCCGCCCUGCUAUUUUCGACUCUUCCAUCGAGCGUCUGCGGUCCAUCGUCUGAACAUCCGUCCAACCAGGACCGCGCAAAAGGUCAUACGCUACCCGUUGCCGUCGUGGCGCGCAGGGAUUCCGUACUUCUGAGCCUCACAUACACGACUUCGUUCCCCGCUGAGGGCGCAUUCUCAACUUUUCGAGUCAAUGCGUCUCCACGCCAGUGCCUGUCCUUAAGCGUCCCUGACAAGGUGGUUCUAGAGCGGAACCCGGGGUCGAUCCGGAGUAGGGACUGGUCCCGGGAGCGACCUUCGGGCCUCCCACAUUCCGUUUCGUCGUUGGGGAUCCCGACGUUGGCGGGAAGACUGCCUGAGUUUGGUUCCUUGACAUUUUGGGCCUUCUCAGGUAAAAGUUCCCAGGGGCACCGGAUGACGAGGCCACUCUCCACUUGGCGGGUGGCGCCGCUGCGCCGGAGAGACCAUGUCAAGCUUGUUUAUUUCCCUGGGCCACAUCGGUCUGUGGGAGAGCUUUGGAAAGGGGCGGAGAACGCUCUCGCGGGCCCCGAAUUUUCAUCCCUUUUCGUCUUCUAUGCAUCAGUCAACGCGGAACAGUUGCGGGCUAGAUGGGAGCUCGAAGAUGCCCUACUGCAGUCUAUCUGCCUCCCUGACGAGACGAAAUGGACCUAUCUGGGCGCAGCCAAUCAAUCUGAAAUGCCGUCAUUGGCUGUCGGGCUAGUUGUGACCCUCAACCGCAAUGAAGUCAUGACUUGUCUAAUUCCGGUCGGUCUCCAGCUAAGCACAUGCACCGCUGAGACUAAACCUUUUCAGUCACGUCUGGAAACAUUCUCCGGACAAGUCAGAGAGGACUGGCCCUUGACCGAGGCUCUGUCCAGAGUCCAGACUCCAGUGAGGAAGAUGGAACGAAACUUGCGCACAGCCAAUUUGCAUUUUCAUUUGGAUCGACACCUCUCCAUUCAACACCACCACUGCUUAAGAUACAUUCUCAAAGACAACAUCGUUGGUCAUUCCAUAUGUUCUCCAAGUGAACAUUACAAGCACAGACGUAUUUGGCCCCUUAAUCUUUCGACCAAGAAGAUUCCGUCUCCAACGAAGAGCAUCAUUCCUACUUCCGAGCAUCGACUCAUAGGAAAGCAAGGCCAAUACCUUGUGCAGCAUCUGCGAAAGAUCUCUCAGGCAAUAGCAUCGGAAUCAAGCGUUAAUGACAAGGCGAAGCACAUCGGCGCCAGACGCGUCGAGGAGAUUCAUCCCAUUGACGUUGCUGAACCCUCCAAUAUGGCACCGAGUGCUAUUCGUGUCUUCGGACAGGCCGAGAAUAUGUGUUCCUGGGCCAAAGGAGUCCAAAUGAUGCUAGACAAUGAUUAUCACUGGUUUAAUAUCAUGUCGUUGAUCAUGAUUAUGUCGUCGGCCGAUACUUUCCGGCAAACAUCAAAUCUCAAGGCUUCCAGUUCCCUGGUGAUUUUGCACAAGGGCCGAACAUUCAAGAUGGGACGUCCCUUCCAGAUCUACAUGAUUGCACGGGUUCAUGCUGGGCAGCAAGGACGACACUGGCACCAAGAUUUUAGUAUGGCUAAAGUGACGAGCACAAUCCCGCAUGACGCCGAAUCGAUCUCUCGAAAGAAACCACCCUAG